Messenger RNA from Arabidopsis thaliana (thale cress), 3847 nucleotides. Its product is annotated as putative endonuclease or glycosyl hydrolase with C2H2-type zinc finger domain-containing protein. The transcript is spliced from 10 exons. Gene Ontology annotation, molecular function: zinc ion binding; nucleic acid binding; RNA nuclease activity. Gene Ontology annotation, biological process: regulation of gene expression. The record is from RefSeq and is marked reviewed. Lineage: Eukaryota; Viridiplantae; Streptophyta; Magnoliopsida; Brassicales; Brassicaceae. Gene Ontology annotation, cellular component: peroxisome. Bases 798 to 3680 code for a protein of 960 amino acids.
CUACAGAGGACAAAAUAAAAAAGCAGACUUUGCGAAAAGCGAAAGGUUUCUUCGUCAACAUGGAAAGAACUUAGUGGAAACUUCUUAAAACUUAGAUUGUCAGAUUAGCAUAACUCACCUUAGCAAGCUCCGAUCUUCGACGAGAUAGUGAGAGGAGUAAAGAGUAACUUUUGGUUCAGAAACAAGUGUCUCUUCUCUCUCUAGUAUCUCCGGUGAUGUCGACGGCGGAGGCGGAUUACGUGAAGGCCAAAACAUCGGUGUGGUGGGAUAUAGAGAAUUGCGAGGUACCCAGAGGUUGGGAUGCGCACGUGAUUGCCUUGAAUGUGAGUUCGUCUUUGUUGAAGAUGAAUUAUUGUGGACCUGUCUCAAUUUCAGCUUAUGGCGAUACCAAUCUCAUCCCUCUCCAUCAUCAACAAGCACUUUCUUCUACUGGUGUUGCGCUUAAUCACAUCCCAGCAGGUGUACUUCUCACAAAACCCAUUUUGUGAUUCGUCGUUGUUUAGAUGCUUUUGUGGUUUUUGUUCUUCUUGGAUUGGGAUUUUGUUUUGUUGAUUUUGUGUGUUUUUUGUUUGAUUUUGGUUAGGUUAUUAGUUAUGUAUUCGUCCUGGAUCUGCAAUUUUAGGUUUUUACUUUCUGUAUGUUGAAUUGGGUUUCUCCAUUUUGAUUUUGGAUACUGUGAUUAUAAAUCUCAGUUUUUAAGUAGUUUUCUAAUUGUGGAAGUAUAUGAUUGGGUUUGUGGUGUUUUGGUGGUUGGAACAGGAGUGAAAGAUGCGAGCGAUAAGAAGAUUCUGGUGGAUAUGUUGUUGUGGGCAAUAGACAACCCUGCGCCAGCGAAUUUAUUGCUAAUCUCUGGUGACAGAGACUUCUCUAACGCUCUCCAUCAGCUAAGAAUGAGGAGGUAUAACAUUCUUUUGGCUCAACCUCCACGAGCCUCUGUGCCGCUUGUUGCUGCUGCCAGAGAUGUUUGGCUCUGGACAGUCCUAGCCUCGGGAGGUCCUCCUCUUACAAGUGUUGAAUCCUCUCUACUCUUUAACAAUGGGGGUUUUCGUGUCUCUAAUAAAGGUGUGUCGAAACUUCCAGUUUCUGAACAAGCUCAGCCUAGCCAACCAACUGGUUCAACUUCUAACGCUGGAGAUACUAAGGAUCAUAAAACCAGAGAAAAGCAUGUUCCAAGAGGAUCACUUCAAGAAAAUAGAAAAAAUAUGCUUCAGCAUAGCAGUGGAGCCACAGGGGAAUCUGCUACUACCUGCAGAAUAUGCAAUGUUGUAUGUGAUAGCUUUGAAAAGUUCACCGCUCACCUUUCAGAUAUAAGGCAUAUAUCUCAGGCUGCCAUUGUAGAAAGUCGCAGAGCUCAGGCCAGCGUUUCAGCCAAACCCAUACAUCAAGCAGUUCUUGUCGAACCUUUGUUGUGCAAAGUUUGCCAGAUCAGCUUUACCAACAAUGAUACAUAUAAAAAUCACACCUAUGGAAAAAAACACCGAAACAAUUUGGAACUGCAAUCAGGUAAGUCCAAAAACAUUUUGGUGGGACCAGCUGAGCCUUCCAAAGAGGUUCUAGAGAAACAUAAUAUGAAUAAGAAGGUGAUGAUUGAGAGUAGAGCUCAGGCAAACGCUGAAUUCGUUUGUCUUAUGUGCAAUGUGGUGUGCCAGAGUCAGAUUGUCUUUAAUUCUCAUCUGCGCGGUAAGAAGCAUGCCAACAUGCUGAGUCAAUCAGAGGCACUCAUUGUUUCUACAAAGCUUCAAGAGAAAGGAGUCGGAGAAAAAGAACAACCAAGUGAAACAGUUGCAGAGCUUCAGUUGCAGUCUCAAAAGGCUCAAGAGAAGCAGGUUCCCAUGGUGAAUCAAUUAGAGGUACUAGUUGAUUCUAAGAAGCUUCCAGAGAAAGGUGAUGAAGUAAAGGGUCAACCAAAAGAAAUGACUGCACUGCGUAAUGCAAGUGCUAAAUACAUUUGUCGUAUGUGCAAUGUGGGGUGCCACAGUCCAAUUGUCUUUGAAACUCAUCUAAGGGGUCAGAAGCACGCUGCCAAUCUGAAUCAAUCAAAGGAUCAGGCACUCAUUGAUUCUAAGAAGCUUCAAGAGAAAGGUUUCGGAGAAAAAGAACAACCAAGAGAAACAAUUGUAGAGCCACAGUUGCAGUCUCAAAACGCUCAAGAGAAUAGCAAGUGUUUCGAAAAGCAUGUUGUCAUGGUGAAUCAAUCAGAGGUACUCAUCAAUGCGAGUAAGCUUGAAGAGAAAGAUGCCCAAGAAAAAGCUCAACCAAUAGAAUCAAUAGCCGAACCUCAGUCGCAGUCUCAAAACACUCAAGAGCAUACCAAAUUCUUUGAGAAGCAAAACGAAGAGUUGAGAAAGAUUUGUGGCACUUUAGAAAGCAGUGUAAAAGAACCUCUUCCAAGUACUAAGGACUGGGUGGAGACUCUUAACAAACAGAUUCCAAAUGGAGAAUUUUUCUUUGGUGACCUAAGAUCUGAUUUUGAAGUACCCAGGGAAGCAAGUGAAUGUUUUGAUGGCAUUGUCAAGCCUGUAAACCUUUCCAAAGGAGAAACUAAGCAUUCAUGGGAGGUAAAGAAGAAGAAAAUCGAGGUGACCGUACGCCAUGCAAGACCAGCUGCAUCUAAACUUUGUCAUCUUUGCGUAGUGAUUUGUGAUAGCCGGGGUUUGUCAACAGUUGUUUGUGAUAACAAAGCUCAUUGGCCGAACCAAAAACAUACUACUGCCGCCUUUGUAGCCAGCAAUGGUUCUCAGUCCAGCGUUUCAACCAAUCCUUUGAAGGAACCAGAGGGUUUGCAGCCCGUGUGGUGCCAAGUCUGCCAGAUCAGCUGCAACAGCAAGGUUGCAUUUGCAAGUCACACAUAUGGGAAAAAACACCGACAGAACUUGGAAUCACAAUCAGCCAAGAACGAAACUAUGUCUACUGGACCAGGCAAGCUUUCUAAAGAUUAUGGAGAAAAAACGAAGAAAGUAUCAUGCAAAAACCAAACCACAUUUGAUUCUCAACUGAAGAGUCAGAACCAUUAUACCAUGGCGAAGGAGCUUGUAGAGAAGGCAUUUGUCUCCGCAUUUGAGCAUGUCUCCGCAUUGGAGCAGUUCAGUAUUGUUGACUCAAGGACAAUCCGAGAAGACACCGACCAAGAAAAAGAAGCAACAAAGGAGCAGACACUUGUAAAGAUGGAUGGUAAUGGGUUUCGAGGGGCACCAGAAGAUAAAGUGGAAUUGAACCAAGAAAAACAUAGAGAAGCACUGGAGCAGUUCAGUAUUGACUCAAGGAUAAUCCGAGAAGAAACCGAUCAAGAAAAAGAAGCAACAGAGGAGCAGACACUUGUAAAGAUGGAUGAUCUUGGGUUUCGAGGGGCACCAGAAGAUAAAGUGGAACUGAAGGAGAGACACACCGUAUCUGAGAACUUGGUGCACCGUGUCUUCACUGAACAGAAUCGAGAGUCUAGAAUACCCAAUGAACCGAGAGGAUGUUUAGAUGUGAUUCCUGAGAGAGUAAAACUGCCACCAAACGUGAAUGUGGCCAAGAAUUUGGAAGAUGAGCAGAAGCAUAAACCCGAACCAAAAGCACAGGAAGCCGAAAACAAGUCUGGAGGACGCAAGGAUCUUCCUGGAGAGGCUGCCAAAAGGGAAGAGAUUAAGGGCCAAGCUGAUAACUUUUGGACUCGCCUUUGGGGGAAAAAAUAUUAAAAUAAUGUGAAUUGUUAAUUCAUGUUUAAGUUGUCAACAAUGGAUGUUUUCUUUUGAAUGGCAGAUUAACGUUUUAUUUUGGAUUGGCUUUUGCUUAUUUCUUACUGUUGUUUCUUAUAUAUAAACUUUACCUCUUAAAAAAGAUUCAAGAACAAUAGAAUUUAGGC